Molecule: messenger RNA, 1878 nt
Organism: Maudiozyma barnettii
Lineage: Eukaryota; Fungi; Ascomycota; Saccharomycetes; Saccharomycetales; Saccharomycetaceae
Gene: TFB1
Product: TFIIH/NER complex subunit TFB1
Exons: 1
Coding region: 1-1878 (625 amino acids)
Biological process (GO): transcription by RNA polymerase I; nucleotide-excision repair; transcription by RNA polymerase II
Cellular component (GO): transcription factor TFIIH core complex; transcription factor TFIIH holo complex
Source: RefSeq, a predicted model, not a curated record
AUGUCUCAUUCUGGUGCCGCUACAUAUAAGAAAGUGGCAGGGAUCAUCACUAUCGAUGAAGAUAUGUCACCUGCUGAGAUGACUUGGAGAUCUACUUCUGGUGAUAAGACACAUACGAUUAUAUUGGAUACGAUAGAUAAAUUACAAGCUACACCUACAACAAGUGAGAAAAUGAUGUUAAGAUUGAUUGGGAAACCUCUUGGGGAAAAUAAUGAAGAUGAUCCACAAAAGAAACAAAAAAAUAAUGAAGGUGAACCUGUUGAAAAUACUUCAAUUAAACCAAUUACUCAUAUGUUUUCAUUUAAUAAUAGAGAAGUCAUGGAUAAUAUUAAAAUUACAUUGCAACAAAUUAUAUCAAGAUAUAAAGAUCAAGAAAUUUAUGAUGAAAGAAGAAAACAUGAUCAAUCAUUAGAGGCACAAACAAUUGUUUCAGUUCCAUUAAUUAAUACAGCACAAUUAGACGAUUCUUUAUCGAGAGGAAAACUGUUAGUAAAUUUGAAAUUACAACAAUCUCUUCUAAGACAUGAUAAAUUAUUAAUGAAAGCAUUCCAAGAAACUGUAAUGAAUGCAGGUUUAUCUCCAGAGGAAUUUUGGUCUACCCGUAUACCUUUAUUAAGAACUUUUGCUUUAUCUACAUCGCAACGUGUGGGUCCAUAUAAUGUCCUGUCAACAAUUAAACCUGUGGCCUCUUCAGAAAAUAAAGUUAACGUGAAUCUAUCUAGAGAGAAAAUUGUUUCAAUCUUUCAAAAUUAUCCAAUUGUGAAAAAGGCUUAUGACGAUAAUGUACCGAAGAAUUUUAAAGAACAAGAGUUUUGGGCAAGAUUUUUCUCUUCAAAAUUGUUUAGAAAAUUAAGAGGUGAAAAAUUAAUGCAAAGUGAUAGAGGUGAUGUUAUUAUUGAUAGAUAUAUUAAUUUAGAUCAAGAAUAUGAUCGAAUGGAAGAUGAAAAACUGACACAUCCAGUAAAGAAAUUUAUUGAUAUUGAUGGGAAUGAAGAAGAUGAUCCCGUCAAAUUUGGUCAUAGACCACACUUCACAAUGAGACCUGGAUUAGAUGUUAAUGGAAAUAGUGACGGGACGAUAGAUAUCUUAAAAGGGAUGAACAGAUUAAGUGAAAAGAUGGUUGCAGCUUUAGAAAAUGAAUACUCUAGAGCAAAAUUACAAGGAGAUUCACCUGAUGAUGAAGAAAAGGAAUCCUUGAAUAUUACAGAUUUACAACCUAGUUAUUCAUCCUCAUACGCAAUUGUUCAUUUGAAGACUAAAGCUUUAAAUUCACAACAGCACAAAGAUGAUGACGAUAAUAAUUCUAAAAAAGAGGAUAAUAUGACCCCAACUAUAGUGACACAAGAUAUGAUUGCAACCAAUAUUAAGGACGUAAUAGAUGCAUUAUCCUCAGAUAUGGAUUUAAGUCGAAUCCUUCCAGAUAAAGAAACCAGUAUUGCUGUUAAUAAAGAAGUUAUAUAUGCUGUGAAAAUUAAUGCAAAGCAAGCCAAGCAUAACAACGUUGAUCCAAUCCUUGGUACAUUUGUAAAUAAUGUAUUAAGCGAAACAGACGCUAAAUCAGAGUUACCACUUGAAUUGAUUGAAAGUUGUAGGAUAUUACACACAACAUGUUGUGAAUUCCUUAAACAUUUCUACAUCCAUUUCCAAAGUGGAGACUACAAACAAGCAACAAAAGUGAACAAACUUUACAAGCAUUUGAAAUCUUGUAUAGAAAAAUUGCAUGAAUUAUUAUCCGAUGUCAAAAAGGGUGACGGUGAAGAAAUUGCCGCUACUUGUACUGCAUACUUGAAACCGACAUUAAACUCAAUAACAUACGCUGUCGAAAGAUAUGACAGAGCAUUUAAUGAAGUUAACAAAGAAGCUAUGGCAUCUAAGUAA